AUGAUGGACAAGAUCGAGAAAUUUUUGACAGUUUCUCUUUAUAAAUAUUUGUAUAACCAGAAAGACUCCGAAGAUCAAAUAAAAAAUGAUUUAAUCAAAGAACGAAUAGAAAGUUUCCAAUGGAUAACUUUGAGGCACCUCGAGUUAGAGGUCACUCUUGAUAACGUGGAAGUAGCGACUCUACUAAGCAAAGCAAUACAAGAAAUAUCUAGAAUGCAUUCAAGUUUGGCGCCUGAGGAUAAGCUAUCAUGCAACACUAAAUGUUGUCGUACGGUGAUUUCUAUGCUUCAAGUAUGCUCUGCAACGUCUGUUAAUGCUGAUGUAUUUCUACCUGCGUUAAUUUACGUUUUAAUCAAAGCAAACCCGAUAAAUCUUCAAUCUGAUAUUCAAUAUAUCAUGCGAUUUACGAACGCACUUAGACUUAAUUCAGGCGAAGCGGGUUAUUACUUUACAAACUUAUGUUGUGCUGUAGCUUUUAUUGAUAACCUGCAAGCUGAUCAAUUAUCAAUGACAACAGAAGAGUUUGAAAGGUAUUUCUCGGUUUUGUUAUUACUAUUACAUGAAGUUAAAAACUGCCCGAAUAUCUUUUACUGCUUAUUUUAUGGCUCUGUCAUUAUUUUAAUCGUCGUAGAUAUAUGA
This is a messenger RNA of Trichoplax adhaerens, 639 nucleotides long. RefSeq lists its product as uncharacterized. Gene Ontology annotation, biological process: vesicle-mediated transport. Gene Ontology annotation, cellular component: endocytic vesicle; cytosol. The record is from RefSeq and is a predicted model, not a curated record. The coding region runs from base 1 to 639 and encodes 212 amino acids. Gene Ontology annotation, molecular function: guanyl-nucleotide exchange factor activity; small GTPase binding. Lineage: Eukaryota; Metazoa; Placozoa; Uniplacotomia; Trichoplacea; Trichoplacidae. The transcript has 6 exons.